Photinus pyralis (common eastern firefly) is the source of this 1228-nucleotide messenger RNA. RefSeq names its product carnosine N-methyltransferase. The record is from RefSeq and is a predicted model, not a curated record. The coding region runs from base 102 to 1223 and encodes 373 amino acids. The transcript has 3 exons. Gene Ontology annotation, molecular function: S-adenosylmethionine-dependent methyltransferase activity. Lineage: Eukaryota; Metazoa; Arthropoda; Insecta; Coleoptera; Lampyridae.
AAUCCAAUCACUUAAUUGUAGGUUAUGUUUGUCCCAGUUAAAUUUUUUACUUUAGAAUUUUGUGAUAACAAUUAUUAGCUUUAAUCAAUUUAGUUUAAAAAAUGUAUAGUCAAACUAAUGGAGAUAAUACGAGUGAAGAAAGAAGGUACUUCUUAUCUGUUCUAUCGACGUUUGAAAGCUACGAAGAACAGUCGAUAAUACGAAUCAACCGCAGAGAAAAAUGUUUGCAAUCACUACCUACAGAUCAUCGGUCCUGGCUAACGAGGUACAAAGAAGAUUUGGACGCGUUUAAGCGUUGUGUAUAUAAAAAUGCCGAAUUUAUCCCCAUCAUUGUACAACACGCCUACACAAUCUUCGAUAACGUUCUUUGCAAUGAUAGUUCGUCUCAUUCCGAAACAGACGUGGGCACUCUUUCGGAAGGCCUGGAUAAAGUUCAGUCGGUAUUCAAACAGCUCAUGCGCGAUUGGAGCGCAUUAGGUGCGGCUGAACGAGAACAAUGCUACAAUCCUAUAAUCGAAGAGGUGGAGCUUUAUUUUCCUUCGGACAAGUACACUCUUAGUGAAGUAAAUGUUCUCGUGCCAGGAGCCGGGCUUGGUAGGUUGGCAUUCGAAAUUGCCACAAGAGGAUACUCUUGUCAGGGCAAUGAAUUUAAUCUAUUUAUGUUAAUCGUUUCGUUUUACGUUUUAAAUUUGUGCAAGAAAGUCGAUGAGUUCACAAUUUAUCCUUGGAUUCAUCAGUACUGUAAUAAUUUGACUGCAGAACAACAAAUGACAAGUGUAACAUUUCCUGAUGUUCGCCCGAUGCCGACACCGGAAAGUAAAUUUUCGAUGACCGCCGGCGAUUUCCUGGAGGUGUACACGAAUCCUGACGAGUGGGAUUGUGUCGCGACAUGCUUUUUUAUUGAUUGCGCCGCCAAUGUUGUGCAAUUUAUCGAACUUAUCUAUCACAUUUUGAAACCGGGCGGUAUAUGGAUUAACCUGGGACCGUUGUUAUACCACUAUUCCGAUAUAAAGUACGAGAAAAGUAUCGAACCUAGUUUUCAAGUUUUGUGCGAAGUAAUCCAAAAAGUCGGUUUCGUAAUGGAGAAAAGUCAAACUGGAGUUAAAGCGAGGUAUUGCCAGAAUCCAAUGUCAAUGUUGCAAUAUGAAUAUAACAGUGUUUUCUUUGUCUGUAAGAAACCGGAACUCGUGUCCAGUGAUAGUAAUAAAGAUGUACAAAACUGACCUUA